ACCAGCCGACCAGGCCGAUUCGCCGCGGCACCCAGCGGCAGCAGAUGGUCGCGGACUUCUUGCCUUCACUGCUGCCCCAGGGGGCCGCGCGCCCCGUCGCGCCCCAGAGCCGUCUGGACUACCCUAGCCGGGCGGGAUGGAGGCGGAUGGGGACCGGGAGGAGCUGGCCCACCUGCGCUCGCUCUUCACUACCUGCGACGCCAACUGCUCGGGGCGCUUGGAGCGCGAGGAGUUCGGCGCGCUGUGCGGGGAGCUGCGCGUGCGGCCGGCCGAGGCCGUGUUCCAGUGGCUAGACGCUGACCGCGACGGUGCCAUCACCUUCCAGGAGUUCGCGCGCGGCUUCCGUGGGUUCUGCCGCGGGGGGGGGGGGGGGCGGCACCGAGGCUGGGCUCUUUGGGAGCCCGCGUCCGCCUCAGCCCACGCGGGACCCGACCCCGAGGACAGCCAAGAGGACGAGGGCGACGGGGACGCGCUGGCAGCCCCCUGGGGUCGAGCGAGCGCCGGCCAGGCUUGGCAGGACUUCCAGGCGCGACUUGGAGACGAGGCCAAAUUCAUCCCCAGAAAAGAGCAAGUUAGUACCUUGUAUCUAAACAUCAACCUUGUGGAGCCAAGACUAAUUCAGUCGUACGAGCAUGUUAUAAGGAACUUUAUCCGUGAGAUCAAACUGCAGAGCACAGAAAUGGAAAACCUGGCCAUUGCAGUGAAGAGAGCCCAGGACAAGGCAGCCAUGCAGCUGAGUGAGUUGGAAGAGGAAAUGGAUCAGAGGAUUCAGGCAGCAGAACACAAGAUGCAUAAAGAUGAAAAACGUAAGGCUGAGGAAGCCCUCAGUGACCUCAGACGUCAGUAUGAAACAGAAGUAGGGGAUCUACAGGUGACAAUAAAGAAACUUAAAAAGCUAGAAGAACAAUCAAAACACCUAAGUCAAAAAGAAGAUGUGGCUGCCUUAAAAAAGCAAAUUUAUGAUUUAUCAAUGGAAAAUCAGAAAGUUAAGAAAGAUCUUUCAGGCACAAACAUAGCCUUUCUUCAGAGUGAAUUAGAUGCUUUGAAAAGUGAUUAUGCCGAUCAGAAUGAUAUCAGGGAUCUGGAAACAAUCUGAGAGUACACAGAAGAUCGAAAUAGUCUUGAGAGGCAAAUUGAAAUACUCCAAACAGCUAACUGGAAGUUACAUGACAGUAAUGACGGCCUUAGGAGUGCCCUUGAAAACAGUUACAGCAAGUUCAACAGAUCUUGGCACAUAAGUAAUAUAUCACCAGGGAAUACAAUUUCUAGGAGCAGUCCCAAAUUUAAUGGUCAUUCUCCUCAUCCUCUGGGCUAUGACAGGUCACCCCGCUCCUCCUACGUGAAUGAGGACUGUGACUCGUUGGCCCCCUGUGACCCUAUGCAGAGGAUGAAUUGUGAGGUGGACAGCCUUCCCGAGAGCUGCUUUGACAGCGGCUUGUCUACCCUGAGAGUCUCCAAAGAAUAUGACUCGGAGGUGGAAUACAGGCACCAGAGGGCACCUCAGAGGUCACAUGGCACACAGGAGAGCUUUGGGGGUGAUGCUUCAGACGUAGACAUAAGCCCCAGAAAUCACUGUCUUCUGGGUCAUACCUUCGAUGGAAAUCUAUCACCCUGUGUGGCUGCCAUCUUAGACUGGAAUCCCCAGGGGUCCACUAGUGAGGGCAGCAUCGUCAGUUCUUCAAGAAAGCCCAUCUCAGCUCUGUCACCACAGGAUGCAACCCGGGAGCGUGCUCCGAUCAUGUUAGUAGGAAACAAGGCUGACCUCCGCGAUGCUGCUGCAGCAGAGGAACAGAAGUGUGUCCCAGGAUACUUGGGAGAAAAACUGGCCAUGACCUAUGGGGCAUUAUUCUGUGAAACCAGCGCCAAAGACGGCUCGAAUAUGGUGGAAGCUGUUCUCCAUCUUGCUUGGGAAGUGAAAAAAAGGACCGAUGAAGAUGACAGCAAAUCCAGUGCCAAUCUGACCAGGACCAGUUCCAGAAAGUCAAUGCAGAUGAAGAACUGUUGCAGUAGUUAAAUCCCAAACAUCCUUGGCCUGUCAGGUCUUCAGGCCCAGAGUCCUGGGUGUCUGUGACUUGUUUGCUUCU
Lutra lutra (Eurasian river otter) is the source of this 2084-nucleotide messenger RNA. RefSeq names its product RAS and EF-hand domain containing (gene RASEF). Gene Ontology annotation, molecular function: calcium ion binding; GTPase activity; GTP binding. NCBI's taxonomy places the organism in Eukaryota, Metazoa, Chordata, Mammalia, Carnivora, Mustelidae. The record is from RefSeq and is a predicted model, not a curated record.